This is a messenger RNA of Nycticebus coucang (slow loris), 5834 nucleotides long. RefSeq names its product teashirt zinc finger homeobox 2 (gene TSHZ2). Gene Ontology annotation, molecular function: DNA binding; DNA-binding transcription factor activity, RNA polymerase II-specific. Gene Ontology annotation, cellular component: nucleus. The record is from RefSeq and is a predicted model, not a curated record. The transcript has 2 exons. Gene Ontology annotation, biological process: regulation of transcription by RNA polymerase II. Lineage: Eukaryota; Metazoa; Chordata; Mammalia; Primates; Lorisidae. Bases 6 to 3149 code for a protein of 1047 amino acids.
CAGAGAUGUUUUUGUCAAUGACUGGAUAUUUCAUUAGAAAUCCAAAGACUACUAUUAACUUGAAUUAUUUUCAUAGCUCUGAUCAACUUUUAGGCUAUGCCCAGGAGGAACGGCUGAAAGAAGAGGAGGAAAUAAAAGAGGAAGAGGAAGAGGAGGAGGACGGCGGUUCAGUAGCUCGAUGUCAGGGUGGCAACGACACGGGGACAGAUGAGGAGGUAGAAACAGGCUGCGAGCAGAAAGGCUGCUUCAGCUACCAGAACUCUCCUGGGAGUCACUUGUCCAAUCAGGAUGCUGAGAAUGAAUCUCUGCUGAGCGAUGCCAGCGACCAGGUGUCGGACAUCAAGAGCAUCUGUGGCCAGGAUGCCUCGGACAAGAAAGCCAACCCUCACCCCAAGCUGCCGAACGAAGCCCACAAUUGCAUGGAUAAAAUGACGGCCGUCUACGCCAACAUCUUGUCUGACUCCUACUGGUCCGGCCUGGGCCUUGGCUUCAAGCUGUCCAGUACUGAGCGGAGGAAUUGUGACGCCCGGAAUGGCAGCGGCAAGAAUGACUUCGAUUGGCACCAAGACGCUCUGUCCAAGAGCCUGCAGCAGAGCCUGCCUUCUCGGUCGGGGUCCAAGCCCAGCCUGUUCAGCUCGGUGCAGCUGUACCGGCAGAGCAGCAAGGUCUGCGGCUCCGUGUUCACGGGCGCCAGCAGGUUCCGCUGCCGCCAGUGCAGCGCCGCCUACGACACCCUGGUCGAGCUGACCGUGCACAUGAACGAAACGGGCCACUACCAAGACGACAACCGCAAAAAGGACAAGCUCCGACCCACGAGCUACUCCAAGCCCCGGAAAAGGGCUUUUCAGGACAUGGACAGGGAGGACGCUCAGAAGGUUCUGAAGUGCAUGUUCUGCGGCGACUCCUUCGACUCCCUCCAAGACCUGAGCGUCCACAUGAUAAAAACAAAACAUUACCAAAAAGUGCCUUUGAAGGAGCCGGUGCCAACCAUCUCCUCCAAGAUGGUCGCCCCGGCCAAGAAACGCGUCUUUGACGUCAAUCGGCCGUGUUCCCCGGAUUCCACCACCGGGUCCUUCGCCGAGUCCUUCCCCUCCCAGAAGAGCGCAGCCCUGCAGGUGGCCUCCAACAACCGCUACGGCUACCAGAACGGCGCCAGCUACACCUGGCAGUUUGAGGCCUGCAAGUCCCAGAUCCUCAAGUGCAUGGAGUGCGGCAGCUCCCACGACACCUUGCAGCAGCUCACCACUCACAUGAUGGUCACGGGUCACUUCCUCAAGGUCACCAGCUCUGCCUCCAAGAAGGGGAAGCAGCUGGUGUUAGACCCGCUGGCCGUGGAGAAAAUGCAAUCCCUGUCGGAGACGCCCAACAGCGACUCCCCGGCCCCCAAGCCAUGGGGUAACUCGACGUCUGACGGUGCAGCCUCCACCACCGAGCUGAAGAGAGAGCGUAAGAGAGAAAGACCGGAGGAGACCGGCCAGGAGGACAAAGUCGUGAAAAGCGAGGAGUGUGAAGACCCUUUGCAAAAGCCCUUAGACCCUACGAUAAAAUACCAGUAUCUGAGGGAGGAGGAUCUGGAAGAUGGCUCAAAAGCUGGAGGGGACAUUUUGAAAUCUUUGGAAAAUACUGUCACCACAGCCAUCAACAAAGCCCAAAACGGGGCUCCCAGCUGGAGCGCGUACCCCAGUAUCCACGCAGCCUACCAGCUGUCAGAGGGCACCAAGCCACCCUUGCCUAUGGGAUCUCAGGUCCUUCAGAUUCGACCUAAUCUCACCAACAAGUUGAGGCCAAUUGCUCCCAAGUGGAAGGUGAUGCCUCUUGUUUCUGUGUCCACGAACCUCGCCCCAUACACCCAAGUCAAGAAGGAGUCGGAAGGCAAAGAUGAAGGUGGGAAGGAAAGUCCCCACCAAGAGGCCUCCUCCGUCAGCCACAGUGAAGGGGAUUCUUUCUCCAAAAGCGAAAUGCCUGUAGAAUCCAAAAAGGCCGAGCCAUGUCCCCUGAAGGAGGAGAACAAGCUGAUGAAGGAGGUUGGUGAGAAAGAGAAACCACAGCCCCUGGAGCCUACGUCUUCUCUCAGCAAUGGCUGUGCCCUGGCCAACCACACCACGGCCCUGCCGUGCGUCAACCCGCUCAGCGCCCUGCAGUCCGUCUUGAACAAUCACCUGGGUAAAGCCACAGAACCCUUGCGCUCACCUUCCUGCUCCAGCCCGAGCUCAAGCACAAUGUCUAUGUUUCACAAGUCAAAUCUCAGUGUCAUGGACAAGCCAGUGUUGAGUCCCACAUCCACGAGGCCAGCCAGCGUGUCCAGGCGCUACCUGUUUGAGAACAACGACCAGCCCAUCGACCUGACCAAAUCCAAAAGCAAGAAAGCCGAGUCCUCGCAAGCACAAUCCUGUACGUCCCCACCUCAGAAGCACGCUCUGUCUGACAUUGCCGACAUGGUCAAGGUCCUCCCCAAAGCCACCACCCCAAAGCCCGCUGCUUCUUCCAGAGUCCCGCCCAUGAAGCUGGAGAUGGACGUCAGGCGCUUCGAGGAUGUCUCCAGUGAAGUGUCGACUUUGCAUAAGAGAAAAGGCCGGCAGUCCAACUGGAACCCUCAGCAUCUUCUGAUUUUGCAAGCUCAGUUUGCCUCAAGCCUCUUCCAGACAUCAGAGGGCAAAUACCUGCUGUCUGAUCUGGGCCCGCAAGAGCGUAUGCAAAUCUCAAAGUUUACGGGACUCUCCAUGACCACGAUCAGCCACUGGCUGGCCAACGUCAAGUACCAGCUUAGGAAAACGGGUGGGACGAAAUUUCUGAAAAACAUGGACAAAGGCCACCCUAUCUUUUAUUGCAGUGACUGUGCCUCCCAGUUCAGAACCCCUUCUACCUACAUCAGUCACUUGGAAUCUCACCUGGGUUUCCAAAUGAAGGAUAUGACCCGAAUGGCAGUGGAUCAGCAGAGCAAGGUGGAGCAAGAGAUCUCCCGGGUCUCGUCGGCUCAGAGGUCCCCGGAGACGAUAGCUGGCGAAGAGGAUACAGACUCUAAAUUCAAGUGUAAGUUGUGCUGUCGGACAUUUGUGAGCAAACAUGCAGUAAAACUCCACCUAAGCAAAACGCACAGCAAGUCACCCGAACACCAUUCACAGUUUGUAACAGACGUGGAUGAAGAAUAGCUCCACAGGUACGGGGUUGCUGCCAGGCGGUUGUCGCCGUGGCGUCGGGAAGGAGCUUCUUGGAGGGAGACGGGUCUGCUAAGAGGCAGCUACCGUCUCCCAGUGCCAAGAAGGAGAGUAGCUUGCUGGAGUAGGAUGUAUUUUUAUGAACGACCAGAAUGUGAAAAAUAAGCCCUGGCCGUUCUCUCAAGCCCUCCAGUUGAGAGUCAAGGACUAGAAUGAAAUGGGUUUAGAGAGAUGACGUUAAAGGCCUCCAUUACGCAUGGUCCCCUGUGUUACCCAAGGUAACCUCCAGCGUCCAGCCAAGGACACCCCUCAUUCUAACUGAUAAUUACUAACUUCCCUCACUAUCCCCUUUCACCACCCCACCUGCCCAUAGCAAUGCUAAGUGAUGAAAAGCUGAGUAACAGAGUCAAGAUUGGAGCGUUGCUAGAAGCGCUCACUCUACAGAGAUUUCUUAAUCAGCUCAUGAGGAGCUUAAAGCUGUCUUUAUUAUUGUUACUGGUAAUUAGUGCUUUUUGUUUACUUUUAGCAAUGGCCAUCUUUCACCGCCUUCCUUUUGCUGACCUUCUCCAUUGAGUUUUCUAUGAAAGAGCACGUGUCCUUGACGGGACAGUAGUAAAACCUUCUCUGCAGAACACUGAGAUGAAGAGAGAAGAAGCUUAUUUUCUUCUCUCUCAUUUUUUGCUUUUCUUGAGGCUAGACGAAUAGCAGAGUCUACCUUGAACAAAGAUAGAUGCAAAGCAUGCCUUUGAGAUUUUGCUGUACAUAAAUAAACAAAUGGCUGUCUGCACACCUGUUGUCAAUGUGCACGGGGCCUCACAGCUUCAAGAUAAUUUGCCUCACGUAUCAUAGAAGUUCCAUGCCUCAUGAAGGCACAGAUGCCCAAACUAUCUAUGAGGACAGAGACCAAGGUUGAUGACUUUGGCAGAUAAGUCUCACCAGACAUUUUCAGAUGUUGAGAAGAAGCCAGGCUAAGUCUUAACAAAUCUUUUUCUUGUCCCCUUUUAUAAUUGACUCGUCUCUCCCUUCCAGCAUGAGACCUCCCCACAUGCUAGGGGGCUCACACCUAAUCAGGUUGUCCUCUACCUCGGGUCACACCCCAUGAGGGGGGCCCAACCUGCACUAAACCUAUUGAUGUCAUGCUACGUUACAGAUCUGCUCUUCCUUAGUUAAUUCACAGUGAGAUAGGACAACCUAAAGCCGGUGUGACAUAGAAGCCUCACAGCCCCCUGUUGUCAGAGCAUUUGUUUUUAAAUAAGAGACUUUCAGAACGGGGGUAGGACGCUAGGAAAGAUCCAGGUGGAGAGGGGUGUUCAUAUGCCUUGGCUUUGAGCACACCACACAUCAGGUAGAGAGAUUGACUAAGUAGGAGGAUGGCCAAAAGGAAAUAAAAGAUUAAAAUAUCCGAUCUGGACUUUUCCCUUGAUGAGAAGAUGUAAGCUUCUGAUAGGGGGAAUCAUCCUAUAACUGUAACAGCUAUCUGGGCCCAAAUGAAGUCUGUCCUUUCUGUUUGCAUGUUUUUAUCAUGAUAAUUAAAUGUGUUACUGGCAAAGUCACCUCUUCCUUUCCAAGCAUGAUUUGUUUAGCUCACGCUAUCGAAGGAAAAGCCAGAAUGCAUCCCUUGAAUCCACACGUGAGCUUGGGGCUUUACGGCGUUCUGUUUGUUUGCUUUGUAACGUUUCAAAUUUUAUAUAAUUUGCUAUUAUGCUUUUCUGGUCCUAAAAAUAAAAAAAAAAAAUGUGGACAUACACGGAAUAUCUUAAGAGAAGAAAGAUGUUUCAGAUCUAAUAGAGGUGGGUCGAAACCGCGGUGAUGAGGACAAUUAGGUAAUGUUUAUUUGUGCUGCAAUAAAGACCAAUUUUUCCACCUGUUAGGUUUGUAAUAAUUUUUUUAAGUUACUAUCACUGCCAAAACACUGGGCUAUGUAAAUAGGGAGAGAGAAAGAAAAGAAAGCUUGCAUCUAUCCUUAAGCAAAAUCGGAGAUGUAUAAUAUCUGUUCUAGGGACGUGAAGAUAAACCAAUAAUUUGGAAAGACAAACACAAAAGGUACUUUCAAAUCGGUUCAAUACGUAGAUAAGAGAGCUAUGUCUGCAUCUCCCUACAUUGGUACAGAAUAAAUAUUUCUGACUUGGACUUUGAAAGCAGUGUUGUUAUAUAAAACCGAAGCACCAUCUUUACACGAUCAUCCUUAGGCUGUACUUCUGAGGUUAUAGAAAACCAGGUUUGAGUAUUUGAGAUUCACUCGAAGCAAUGGGAGUGGAUGUAUGUUGUAUAUAUAGGAAAGAUGGUGCAGGUUCUGGGGUUCAUGUUAAUACUGAAACCAUUCCAGUCGACCUGAAGGUACAAAGGUGGCUUCUUGGAGACUUGGUCACCUAGGAAAGGAUGCCUCCACUUUGGGGGCAUUUAUGCGAUACCGUACCCACUGCUUAGAAUUACCAUAUGCAUAUUUUAUGUUUUAUAUUUUUAACUGGUCAUAAAAUGGCAUCACAGUUAUCUGGAACUCUAAUCUUCUUUGGUAUGUGUGAUCGCACAAAUGAUGUAAAAUGCUAUGGUGUUUUAGGAAGCCCGGUCAACAGUUUAUGGAAAAUUGGGGAGCUUUACCACAUCUGCUUUCUGAAAGAUGAAAAUUUUGACCUGGAUUUUCUUUCCUUUCUUGGCUAUAUCUUAAAUCCUGCAAAAUGC